GAUUUCUAUAGAAAAGGAAUUUUCUAUAGUUUCCCCUGAUUAAGUGCAACAACCGAAAUGACAGAAGAGUUCGAAAGUGGGCGCAAAUUGCGCGCCACUGAACGGAAGAAAUACACAGAUGAAAGUAUAAGUGACGACGAACUUGAAGGAAAGAGGACUUUUGAUUUGGAAGACAAACUUACGAGCAGCAAAUAUGAUAACACAAAAUUCAUCAAAGAAAUGAAGGGGGAUGAAAUCAGUCUUAAGUACAUCCAAGAGCAUGGAUUGACUGAACCAAUUCUUGUGAAGGAGAAGACAGGGUUAGGCAUGAGGUUACCAAGUAAUAAUUUUCAAGUCAGUGAUGUGAAGCAGUGUGUUGGCAGCCGUAGAAUGGUGGAUGUGAUGGAUGUGAACACCCAGAAAGGAUUUGAAAUGUCCAUGAAAGAAUGGGUCAAAUACUAUGAAACCAAGGAGCGAGACCGCCUGCUGAAUGUCAUCAGCCUUGAGUUCAGUCACACUAGACUGGAGAACUAUGUAGAGUGUCCAGAAGUGGUAAGGGAAUUAGACUGGAUAAACUGUGUGUGGCCUAGACACCUGAAGAUAUGCCAAACAGAGAGCACUAAUGUGCUGAGUAACAUGAAGUACCCCAAAGUACAGAAGUACUGCUUGAUGAGUGUCAAAAGCUGCUACACAGAUUUCCACAUUGACUUUGGAGGGACAUCAGUGUGGUACCACAUAUUGCAUGGCUCAAAGGUGUUCUGGUUGAUCCCUCCCACAGAGAGAAAUGUUUUGCUGUAUGAGAACUGGACACUGUCUGGUAAACAGGGGGACAUGUUCUUUGCUGACCAGGUGGACAAGUGCCAGAGGAUCAAACUGGAAGCUGGAUAUACAUUUUUUAUACCAGCAGGUUGGAUCCAUGCAGUGUACACUCCUGAUGACUCUCUGGUGUUUGGUGGCAAUUUCAUCCACAGUUACAAUAUCCCUAUGCAGCUCAGGUGUAUUGAAGUAGAAGACAGGGUUCAUGUACCAGGCAAGUUCAGAUACCCUUUCUUCAAUGAAAUGUGCUGGUAUGCUUUGGAGAGGUAUGUCCACUGUGUGACGGGGAAAACAUAUUUAACAUUUAAGGAUGAGGCUGACGAAGAAAAGAAGACAAAAAGGAGUGCCACAUCAUCUCCUGAAAGAGAGAAGUCUGUGGAGAAAGAAGAAAAGAAAGCCACACCCCUGGCAAGUGAAAGCAGUAUCAGAGCAUCUCAUUCUAAACAGGAACAGCAUCAGAAUGAAGACAGUGUUAUUUCUGCCCCAAAUAGUCCUGUAAUGAGUGAACACAAUUACAUACAGAGUAGUGUUGCCACACCCCCAAAGUCUCCCAGGAAGACGUCCAGCCCAGCCUCUGUCUCAGGCUCAGUUGAUAUUAAUUUAAAAUCAGCUGUAGUUAUAUUAAAAGAUGCAAUGGCAGAAAACAAGAGUGUUAAGACAUUAUCUGGAACUCAAACUCCCAGGGAGUCACCGAAACCUGAUGCAAAUGGCAAAGAUACAGCCCCAGAGAGGAAAGGUACACCAACCAGCUUAAAGGAGUCACCUGAGUCUGUGUCUUCACAGAAGGAUGGAGAGUCAGAGAAGAAAUGUGUGAAGCAGAUUCACUUUACCCAGCUAGAGAAAGAAGGUUUGAAGCUUCUUAUUGAGUACAUAGAGAAGUUACCUCACAGCAAACGUUGUGUUCCAAAGGACAUGUCAGAUCCAAAUGGUGUGAUCAGUGCAGCUCAAAAAAUGCUCUCAGAACAUCUUAAUGAUGACCAGGCACAGGCUAUUACGGGUGAAUUAAUACUCAAGUGGCCUGAAAGUGCAAAGUAUAAGAAGCUCCUUAAAGUUCCACGGCUUGGAGGUCCAAAGACACCUAAAAUUCAUGUAUUAAAGAAAAGCGAGGCCAGUAACAUCCGACGUCGUAGAACCAGAUGCAAGAGGUGUGAGCCAUGUACUCGUGAUGACUGCCGUGAAUGCCACUUCUGUAAAGACAUGCGAAAAUAUGGAGGACCUGGACGCAUGAAACAGACUUGUGUUAGCAGGCAGUGCAUGGCACCAAUUCUGCCUCACACAUCCACUUGCAUGAUAUGUGGGAAAGACGAGCGCCUGAAGAUGGAAGGCCAGGAUGAGACCACCACCUCACUGAUGGAAUGUGGAAUAUGCUGGGAAAUUGUCCACCCUACAUGCCUGAGGCUCAAGGAAGAGAGCCUGGCUAGUGAAGGGGUGGUCAAUGAAGACCUGCCCAAUAGCUGGGAGUGCCCCAAAUGCUGUGAUGGUGGGAAGCAGGGAUUGAUCAGACCCCGAAUUCUGAAAGGUGGCCUCAAAAGAGAAAGUCGAGCACCUUCCCGUGAAGAAGAUGGGCAGGAAGAAGGAGAGACUUCUAUUAAACAAGAAACAAUGGAGGAAGGAGAUGAAACUGCUUCACCAGUGCCUAUUUCCAAUACAGAUCUAGACAAGCCAGCAGCUGUGACAGAAACCCAAGUGAAAACAAGAUCCAUGUCACCUCAGAAAAAAAUUAGACUGACUAAAGACUCAGAAAAAGACUCACCAACACAACAAAAGAAAAGUCCAGGAAGUGAUAAACCUGAGACUCAGAAAGACUUGGCUAAGCAAAAGAAGAAAAGUCAUGUAAAUGAAAAGGGUGAUGCCGAGAAAGACAAAGACCUCUCAAGACGGCAAAGGAAAAGUCCUGUGAAUGGAAAGGGUGAUGUUCAACAGAAAAAAAGCCCUACAACCCAAAAGACAGACACUCCGGAAAGUAAAAGGACCAGGAGACUUUCACCAUCUUUUGAUAGAAGCAGUAGAUCCUGUGAUGUACCAAGACGAAUUGCUCAGAAAGAUGAAAGGAGAUCACAACGAAAAGAUAGUCAAGACAAUGAAGAAGAGAAACUUGUCACUAGGGAAGGAAGAAAGAGGAAAGAAAAUACCAGAUUGAAUGAGAUGGCACCUAAAAAACGGAUGAGAGAGACCAGUCCUUUGAAAAGCAAGACUUCACCUAGUGUUCUGAAAUCAACACCAACCUCCACCUCUCCAACAGUAACAAGGAAGAGGUCACAGAGAGAAAUAGCUGCAAAUGAUAAGAAACAUGAACAGCAAAAUGCAACAGAUGAAAGUGAAGAAGAAGAAGAAGAAAGCCAACAGAUGUUGGACACACAGACAACUAGAGGACGGUAUGAUAAAAAUGUUGGAAAAACAAGUGGAAUCAUGGGAACAAGAGGUUUGAAAAACGGGUCCAAACCUGCAAGUGCAAGUCUGUCUAAAGACCCCAAAUUGAAGGUCCUUAAAGUCAUGGUCCAACGUUAUGUUGUAAGAAAUGCAUCUCUUCCUUUACUGAACAAUGUGUUAACCCAGAAUGGCACCAGUCAUGUUCUAGAUAAAGAUUUAUGGUUGAAAGUAUUCCUGUACCUGAAACCAAAGGACUUGUGUGCCUGUAUGUUGGUGUGCAAAGCCUGGAAUUGCUGGUGCUGUAGUUCCACAUUGUGGACUAGUAUUGACCUAAAUGGUGUCAAGAUCAGGCAGGUGCACCUUCAAGGCAUUGUCCGCAGACAACCAAACAAACUCAACCUCGGCUGGACCAAUGUAAACAGAAGACAACUUUUUUGGCUUAUUGGACGACUGCCUCAUCUGAAGUCGCUCAGUCUUGGAGGAAACUCUUGGUCUGCUGUCUCUGCCCUCUGCUCCUCACAAUGUCCUUAUUUGGAAGAGCUUGAUCUUCAGUGGACAGAGGGCUUGAAAGAUGGCUGUCUACAAGAUCUUCUGUCUCCUGUUGCAACCAUCCGACCAGGUGUCAACGACAAGCAAAAUCACCUUUUUGGUGUCACAAAGUUUUCCCUUGUUGGGACUGACAUCUCUGACAAUGCUGUGAAAGUCUUGCUGAAGCACAUGCCAAGGCUGAGUGAGCUGGAUCUCAGUCUGUGUGUCAGACUUACAGAUGAAGCCAUCAUGCACAUCACGGCCCAAGCCUCCCCAGUUCGGGCACACCUUGUGUCCCUGCGGAUGUCCAGCUGCCCCAAAUUGACCAGUGAGGCUUUAAACUCCUUGACCUUUUGCCCAGAAGUGAGGUGCCUUGAUUUCAGUGAUUGUAAGGGAAUCUCCAAUGUUGCCCUGAAGAAAUUUGCUGCUCUGUAUUCACAUAGAGCUUUACAAGUCACUCAGGAGAAAGUGGUGAUGGAAAACAAGUGAAUGAAAAAACAUCUAUAGACAUAUUAAACAUAUUAUUUAAUAUGGACAGGGGAAAAACAAAAACAGUUGUAUAAUUUAUGAAUAGGGUUCAUGAAAAACUAGUAUCGGAACAAUCUAGCCAUUAUUUUUAUUUUUUUUCAUUUUGAGUCCUCUGUUGACCAGAAUGAGAUUGGCAGGUAGGCUCCAGGGAGUGAGAGAAACCAAUUUGUUCCGUCUUCCUUAGAAACAAAAGACAUCUUUUCCGAAAUUUUUGGGUAAUUGCAACAUGUGAGCCUGUAUAAUUAUUCUUGUUUGUAUGUUUGUGCAUGCUUGUAGUCCUUAGUAUGAUAGUACAGAGUUAUGAAAUAAAAGUGGUUAAAAUGUAGAAGGAAAUAAUUGGUGAAACAAAGCAGAUGCAUGAGGUAUGUGUCUGCUGUCUUUAUUUUUGGUUUUCAUUAUGAAUGAUUUCAAUCUUGAAUGUGGUAAUAGAAAUUGUACUACAAAAAUUUGACACUUCUUUGUUCAUUAAUUUCAGUUAAUUGUGUAAUCUAGGUGACUAUAAAUGAAACUUUGGCAUGCAUAUACCAGUAUUAUGAUUAAUGUUUUUCAAUAUAGUUAAAUGAUAAGUAUCUCAUAACACUUUGUUAAAAAAGUUAUUGUUUUAUUUAAUUUGAAAGUAAAAACUAAAGAUGGAUAUAAAUAAUUGAAAAUAUUUUUGAAGAUGUUUUUGUGAUAUCUAAAUGCUGGUCUCAAACCCAUAUUUUUUCACUAUUUCAGCCCAAAUCUGUAAGUUAGUUCUGUUUGGACUUCAAAUUUGAGGUGAACCAUUUUCAUAAAUUGGAAGACACUCCUUACUAUAAAUAGUUGAUCUGUAUUUUAAACGGUCUUUUACCACUUCAUUUCUGUACUAAUUCAUAAUUAUUCAGGAGGGAUAGGAGCAAAAUAGUACGCAUGUUUGCCCUCCACCCAUAUAAAAAUCUCCAGCCUGCUGGAGCAGAUGUACAGUGGUUUUGAAAUUGUGCAAACAUUCUUUUUAGUUGCGUAUAUACACUGGAACAAGGGCAAGGGUGUAUAUAUGUCUGUUAAUAAACGGUAUGUAUUUGUUCUUCCUGGUUUGUAGGCAACCUUUUGCUAAUGUAUCCUGGUGAAUCCAGGAGCGUUUGCAAUUUUGGUGGGAUUUUUAUUUAUUUAUUUAUUUAUUUAUUUAUUAUUAUCUUUUUUUUUGUAAUUGGGUGUCGUUUCAUUUUGUAAGUGAAAAAAUGAAUAGAUGUCGCUCUUUUAGUACAAUGUCAAAACUAAUAAAUUGUUUUUCAAAUCAAUUCUUCAAAAUAAAUCACAUGGAGUUGUUGAAAAACCAUGCAGAACUCAAUCAAAGGACGAAGGCUUGUCCUGUUGUAACCAAUAAAGAUAAAAUAGACCUUUUAUAUAAUGUUUGAUAAGAAAUAAGGACAGUCUUCUCAGACGUGAGUCUACGUUGGAAGAUUUUUUUUAGGCACCAAGUUUGAAUUUGAAAAAUCAUUUUAAAAAUCCCAAACAUUAAAUUCAAUUUUAUUUGAACAGAAUAUAUUUUGUUUUCUAAAGUUUCUUAGAGUAUUACAUAUUUUGAACAAAAGUUAAGUGGGCAAAAAUAUGCAGCCCAAACAACCAAAAGACUAUCCCAAAACAAUUUCAGUUAAAAGUGCGAUUUUGCUGUUUGAAUUUAUAUGAUUAAUAUAAACCUAGCAUGUUGAAUCCUUUUUCACUGGUGAACACAAGGCCUACGUCAUUAAUAAUAAUGUGCUUCCUAUAUCUUCGGUGGUGAGGGUGAGCCUACUGGUGUUCCCUGAAUUUAUAAUUUGGUGUUGGUUUUUUUUUUUUUUUUUUGGUUACAAGUAAAAAAGAUGUUCCUUUACCACUGAUUUAAAUUAAUUACUGAUGUUUAAUUGCAUAUAUCAUUAGUUGUGUUGCUUUAAUAUUAGCUAAAAUGACUUACAGCUAUUGUUAUGGCAAAUUUGCUUUAUUUUCAAACAAAUGUUGUUAUCGUUUUUAUGAGCCAGGAUCACUCUUGUUUUACUAGAAUCAUUUGAUGGAUUUUUUUUGUUAAUUGCCUUGAGAAAAUGGAGGUAGUUAUGAGACAAAUUUGUGAGAUUCAUAGAUUGUCAGUCAAGUUUUCUUGGCAUUACGCCAGUUUAUUUUGGUUCAUAUCUGAUCAGUUAUCUACUGAUACUUUUUCAUUUUAGAAAUUAGAGUAGAAGACUGUUUUUGUAGCAAACUAGUUAAUUUUAGACAGUAUAAAAUCUGUAUUGUUUUAGCCUCAAAAAGUUGUAGAUUUAUUAGAAUUUGUUUAAAAGAAAAACUGACCAAAAGGUGCUGAUUUGCAAAUAGACAUUCCUAUUUUUCUAAUGUUCAUAGGUUUGGAUGGUUAAUUACCGGGUUAUAUAUAUCAUAUAGCAACUGAUUAAAACCGAGUAGCUGUCUUAAGCUGCAAGUUAACGUUGGCAGAGGUUCUGUUCUCAUUGCUAUUUUAUUCUUUAAGUGUAAAACGUUUUAAGUUUUAAGUUUCCAAGAACAGACACUUGCAUGCAAUACAUGUACCUCAAUUUAAGCCCGAAGCGCAUAGCUCUGACCCCGAGCUUGGAGAGAUCACAUUGGGACGAGUGCCCCAAAAAACCUGUGUGCUGAUUAAAAAUGAGAACAGCUCAACUGUAAACGUGAUGUAUCUGAUUACAUGUAUUAUGUUGAGUUUCGGAAAUAAAACUUUGUCUCCUUUGAUUUAAAGA
Molecule: messenger RNA, 6920 nt
Organism: Lingula anatina
Lineage: Eukaryota; Metazoa; Brachiopoda; Lingulata; Lingulida; Lingulidae
Product: lysine-specific demethylase 2A
Molecular function (GO): DNA binding; zinc ion binding; protein binding
Source: RefSeq, a predicted model, not a curated record